Messenger RNA from Rhodamnia argentea, 1342 nucleotides. Its product is annotated as heptahelical transmembrane protein 2. Gene Ontology annotation, molecular function: signaling receptor activity. Gene Ontology annotation, cellular component: membrane. The transcript is spliced from 4 exons. The record is from RefSeq and is a predicted model, not a curated record. Bases 124 to 1242 code for a protein of 372 amino acids. Gene Ontology annotation, biological process: response to hormone. Lineage: Eukaryota; Viridiplantae; Streptophyta; Magnoliopsida; Myrtales; Myrtaceae.
AAGAGAGAUCAGCAAGAGCCGCGAGGUGAGGAAGAAGACUAGGAAACAUCCGCCGGAGCACUCGCCGGGAAAUCACCUGCUCCGAUCUCCGGCGGAAGGCGUCGAGCUCGAACCGGGAGGCAAAUGAGCGGAAGUGACUGUCGGCAUCACCAGCAGCAGCCGAAUCGCCGUCGCCGGAGCGGAGGCGAGAUGGAAACCGAUAGGCUCAAGGCGGGGGAGAAGGAGGGCGCGGCGGCGGCGAAGCGAGAGGGAAGGUUCGAAAAGAGGCUUGUGAAGUUCGAUGAAUUGCCGGAGUACAUGAAGGACAACGAGUACAUACUGGACCAUUACCGGUGCGAGUGGCCGUUGAAGGACGCGAUCCUCAGCGUCUUCGCUUGGCACAACGAGACGCUCAACGUGUGGACGCAUUUGGGGGGAUUCGUCAUCUUCGUGACGCUGACGGUGAUGAGCUUGAUGGAGAAGACGGGGACGCGCGGCUUGCUCGGUGAUUUCUCCAGGGCCGCCGUCCCAGCGCAUUUCGCGACCGUCGUGAUCAAGAACGCCAGCCUCUCGGGCAGUGCGGUCAAUGAUUCGCAUUUAGGACAGAUACAACAUCCGCCGCUCCUCGAUGCCCUCGAACCCAACCACGAGAGCAUCGCCGGAUGGCCUUGGUUCGUCUUCCUAGCCGGGGCCAUGUGCUGCUUAAUCUGCAGCUCCCUCUCCCACCUCCUCGCCUCCCAUUCCAGGAAGUUCUACUUCUUCUUCUGGCGGCUCGAUUACGCUGGGAUCUCCGUCAUGAUCGUGUGCUCCUUCUUCGCCCCGAUCUACUACGCCUUCUAUUGCCACCCCUAUUCUUGCUUCUUCUACCUCGGCACCAUAAGCGUCCUUGGCACGCUCGUCAUAAUCACUCUUCUCUCGCCCAGCCUUGCUUCUUCAAAAUUCCGUCUCUUCAGGACCUCGCUCUUUCUUGCCAUGGGCUUCUCCGGACUGAUUCCCGCGGCUCAUGCUUUCGUUAUUUAUUGGGGACACCCCCCCAUUUUCGUCGCUCUUGGGUACGAGCUCCUGAUGGGUAUUUUGUACGCCUCUGGAGCAUGGUUUUAUGUUGCCAGGAUACCCGAGAAGUGGAAACCCGGAGCGUUUGACAUCGCCGGGCAUAGCCACCAAAUCUUCCACGUGCUUGUGGUCGCGGCUGCAUUGGCUCACUGCGCUGCAACGUUGGUGGUCAUGGAUUUCCGUCAAAGAACACCGAGUUGUGCGAUGUAGGGCUUAGCUACACAACACUCAGAUUUGUGAGAUUGUCUUACAAAUUACCAACGGUGCAAUUAGCCAUUCUUAUGCAAUGCAGCCUAUCGUUACCCAGCAG